This is a messenger RNA of Polyodon spathula (Mississippi paddlefish), 1473 nucleotides long. Its product is annotated as testis-specific serine/threonine-protein kinase 6-like. The coding region runs from base 141 to 950 and encodes 269 amino acids. Gene Ontology annotation, cellular component: cytoplasm. Gene Ontology annotation, biological process: intracellular signal transduction; microtubule cytoskeleton organization; protein phosphorylation. Gene Ontology annotation, molecular function: ATP binding; tau-protein kinase activity; protein serine/threonine kinase activity. The transcript has a single exon. The record is from RefSeq and is a predicted model, not a curated record. NCBI's taxonomy places the organism in Eukaryota, Metazoa, Chordata, Actinopteri, Acipenseriformes, Polyodontidae.
CUCAUUACAGUUUGAUAUCAUUUCAAGCCGGCCUGGUCUGGGAACGUCACGAAAACAAACAAACAAACAAAAAAACCUGUUGGAGUAAAAGAUACACUUUUAAUUCUUGCCGCGAUGCCUUAAAAGGUAAAGCCUAAAGCAUGUCUGGAGACAGGGUAUUGUCCGAGCUGGGGUAUAAGCUCGGGGGAACUAUCGGGGAAGGCAGCUACUCCAAAGUCAAGCUGGCCAAGUCCAAGAAAUAUCGGGAGAACGUAGCAAUAAAAAUCGUGGACCGGAAAAAAGCUCCUCCGGACUUCGUUGCUAAAUUCUUGCCCCGGGAGCUGGCUAUUUUAAAGGAGCUCAGGCACCCGCACAUCGUGCACGUCUACGAGUUCAUCGAGGUCUGCAACGGGAAGCUAUACAUCGUCAUGGAGGUGGCCGAGACAGACCUGCUACAGAGGGUGCAAAAGUUAAACCACAUCCCCGGCCCGCAAGCUAAACAAAUGUUCCUUCAGAUCGUGAGCGCCGUGAGCUACCUCCACGCCAACGACAUAGUCCACCGGGACCUCAAGUGCGAGAACGUGCUUCUCACCGAGGGCAACCAAGUCAAGAUCACAGAUUUUGGCUUCGGGCGGAAAGCUCACGGCUACCCGGAGGUCAGCAGUACCUACUGUGGCUCCGCUGCCUACGCGCCCCCCGAAGUUCUCCUGGGGGUUCCUUACGACCCCAAAAAGUACGAUGUGUGGAGCCUCGGGGUCAUUCUGUACGUCAUGACGACCGGCUGCAUGCCCUUCGACGAUUCCAACGUUGGCAAGAUGCCCCGCUUCCAGAAGAAAGGCGCGGUCUACCCCGAAGAUGUGAAGGUGGAGGACAAAUGCAAAGCGCUUAUUGGUCUGCUGCUGCAGUUCAGCCCGUCAAUCCGGCCGUCCAUCGAGCAGGUCGCCGAGAACGAGUGGCUGACAACCACGUAGACAACGUGCAGUGUGGUGCGGUUGAUUAAAGCACGCAGGUAUCUGGCUGCAUUGCACAAGCGUUCAGCUUUUUUUAUUUGAUAAGAUUUCGAUUUGUUUUUAUUGCUAACAUGGAAUGAUGUAUGACGUUGAAUUCGGAACCCUGUCUCGUUCCAGUUUAUCAUACCAGUUUUAACAAGUCUGCAGCAACACUGUAUUUGCUGUAGCGGGCAUGCUAUUUACUGAUACACAAUACUGGGUAAUCAUUAUAGUCUUCUGAAGUAAUGAUUGGAAUAGAUGAACAACUCCUGAACUCAGAUCAAAGCACCUUAACACACACAGAUAAUUAAAAAAAAUACGAAGCAGCUCUAUAUCGAAGGAGAACCAGGACCGAACCCAAUUCUCACUAGAAAUACUCAAUGAAGAAGAAAAGUUGUUGAUAAACUGAAAACUCACUCUUUUAAUAAUUAGCUACAACGUUUCGGCUUCUUAAGAUAGCAUUGUAGAAACAGCCAGGUAUUCUGCAUACACACAUACAUACAUG